CUGCUUCUUCGGCCGCCAGAAGCGGCCCAUUCGCCGAGCAUGCUGCCGCCAUGAGUGCAGGCUCCCUGGAUUACCCCUGCCUCGGCGACCUCCGCAGCUGAGUGUUUGUGCCUCACACGAAGACCCUUGCAGGAUGCGCCUCCUCGCCUACCUGCUGUUCGUCGCCGGAGCGAGCAUCGUGUCGAGCGAGGAGACCGCCGGUCCCGUCUACAAGGGUGGCCGUGCGGAGGCGCUGACGCAGCAGGCGCACACAGCGCUGCCCACAGUCACUGUGCGCGGCUUCCUGAAUUUCCGCACGACAGUUGACGGGACCGUGAUUGUGUUUACGCCGGCCUCCGACGGGAAGCCGACCGCGACCACCCGGCCGUCGUCUACCACAGCGGCGCCACAGCCCCAGACGACGAACGUGCUGGGCUUCGAGAUCGUUGGAGGAGGCGCCAACGAAGUGCUGCCUCCGCCAACACCUACGAGUACGCAACCCAGCGCUACCUCUACAAGCAGGCGGCGGCCUAGCACCACCAGUACCAGCAGCAGAUCUUCUACGAGCAGGCCGCAAUACCCAACCGGACUGGUCACAGUACUCGGAGGAACACACGUACACCGUGGGGUGACUACAAUCCACGAGACAAAAGUCAUCGGCACCUAUAUCGACGGCAAGUACGCGCAGAUCCUGCAGAGCACCUCGCGCCUCGUGUCUGUCGCGCCCUCAGCCGCAGUGAGCAGCACGCCCACGGCGGCGUUUCGAGCACCCGAAGCGACUCCCGCCGUCCGGCUGCCAAAACUAGAGCCCUCACCUAGCCCGAAACACCAGCAAGUGGUACGCUCCGGCACACUCAAGGCCACGAGGGAGGAACGGCUUAGGGCACGCAAGUUGGGCGACACUUCUUCAGCGGCGCUGCAGUCAUCGUUCCGAAGUCCUGAGACAAGCAGCAGCCGCCAGCUGUUUCCGCGGCGCACGCAGUCGCUUCCAGGAUCAAGGACUAGCCGCUACCGGGCUGUGAGCCGUGAACCGCUGCAGUCUGACUUGGAAGACAACACAAUCGUGGUCACCAAGGGACGCCACCAGCAGCAGCGGCACACGCCUCUCCUGGCGGCGGCCGGGACGCGGCUGCGAUACGUGCCGGCUAGGAACACACACACGGUUCGGCUGAACCGCUUCAAGGUGCGCCUGACAGCGCGCCCCGACGCUCGUCAGGAGCCGUCUUCAGCGGAAGAAGAGCCGGCGGCCGCAACACCGUCAUCGACAUCAUCGGCUCCUGCAGAGGCGAGUGACGACGUGGAUCCACUAGUGUCCAUUGACCCAGCAAGGGUGCGUUACGAGCCGACGACGCUGACAAGCCUCGUGACGCUGCACGCGGCUCAGGGCAAGUCUGUGGUGCGGACGCUCACCAUCACUACGUCGGUGCCUCGCACGCUUGAGCCUUCGGAGCUCGUCUCCAAUGGGAUCCUCGAAGGCUCCGAGGGUCAUCCUGCUGCUCUCACCGCUAUUGACAGUGGCGAGGAGCAGACGCCGCCGCUCGUCGUCUCCAGGGUUUACUCUACCACCGAGCACUCGUGGCGCACUUCGCUGGUUCCCGUUUUUGACGGCUUGGCCACCACCACGCACACCCUGACUGAGAGCUUCAUCAUUCGCAAGAUCGUCACUGCGUACCGCACCAUGCCGCCUGGCGACUUCCUGGCCUUUGACGAGCGGAACGUCACACUCGACCUUGACUCGGAGCAAUACUUCCAGACUCUGCUGAAUGGUGCCGCCGCGCCUCCUCCGCCGACAGCGCAGCAGCAGCCACGGACGCAGGAGGCCUCGUACCUUGCGCUGCCGUCGGACGGCGACCAGCCUGUGCAGCUCGCCAACCCAUUACUCAACGCAGCAUUCUCAAAUAAUCCGCUCGCAGCGGUCUACCUUGGCCUGCAACAGCUCAACCAACAGGCUACGCUCUACUCGACUGUGACGCAGUCUAGCGUCUACACCACAACGGACACAGUGUUCCACACUAAGCUGGUCAGUUUCUACGACGGUCGACGGACGCGCACACGCACCUUGUCUGAGUCGCUAUCCACGACGGAGCGCACGCUGACCAGCUACGUGACCAGUGUGGUGCCCUACCUGAACACGCAGGCGCUGCAGCUUCAGCAGCUGCAGCAGCAACAGCUGCAGCAACUCAUUGGUACGCAGCUGGGCGUGGUGCCGACGCAGCCACCGGCACCACGUUACACCACGGUGACGUCAACGCACACCACCGUGACGACGGCGACCAGCUACAGCUCCAAAAUAUACACACUCAUCUACAACGCAUUCAGCACGCGAUAUCGAACCGUGACCAGCUCGAGUUCAUAUGUGACCACGCUAACCGUGACAUCGACGUCCUCUUACCUGGUGCAACCUACGGCUCCUCCAGCAGCCUUCGCACCACAGCAGCUGGUAUUGCCGCCCACAGUCGCGCCCGCCGCUGUUGUGCCAUCACAGCCUGUCGCAGCGGCUUAGACGAAGGAACUGUCUUGAAUGAACUGUUCUGGGGCCGCACAUCGGCAGGUAUGCCCACCCACUGGGAGCAUCCUCUCACGGGCUGGCCACACAUUCACGGCGCGCCUCUUGCUCACACGUGGUUGACGAGCUAAGUGUGUCUGGAACUUGUUGUCAUGUCAAGAAAACUGCCAUCCAUGGUUUGAAUGGCUUCACUUCAAGUGUGUCACUAGAACGUUUUCGUCAACACAGGGAAGCCAAGAUCUAAUCCUGGCAAGUUUGAGGACAAUUUUCUGUGACUAAGAAGAGAAUAUUUGCGCACGAGUGGGGCAAAUUCCAUCUGUCCAGCAGGUAAACUUGUAACCACGUUUUUAUUUCCUUUGAAAUGGAGAGAGUAUACCCCACCAUUUGGUGCUUUUGACCAAAGCCAGGCUCGUCCGCAGUGUAAUGAACUUUGUUGCAGAGAAGAAAGCGUGCGAUGCUUUCAGUGGAGAGCUAUGUCAGGUGAGAGAGCAGGCGGAAUGGCGAGUGCAGGAGCGUCAACGACAUAUGUCCGCCACUGUAGUUCUAAAUUUGCUUAUGCUGAGUGACUGUCACCAACGUCUUACCGGGAAGGCCAGCAGCGGCGAGCCCGAACAAAAAAUUAUGCGUACCUAUUUAUUAUUCGAGCAUGACAUUCCUCAUGAGAGCAAAGUACUGUGUCCUUCUUUGUAACUGUUGUCUUUUGUUCAUACAAAGUUUCACGUUGUUGUUUUGCAGAGUGUUCAUGUAAAAAUAAAAGUCUAUGAUGUGUUUUACAAA
Rhipicephalus sanguineus (brown dog tick) is the source of this 3262-nucleotide messenger RNA. RefSeq names its product mucin-5AC. The record is from RefSeq and is a predicted model, not a curated record. Lineage: Eukaryota; Metazoa; Arthropoda; Arachnida; Ixodida; Ixodidae.